UAAUUGCUUCCGAAGUUCCGAUCCCUCUUGUUUUUUUGUUUUUUUUUUUUCACACCCGAAUCUCUCCCCCUUCUCUCUCUCCUCCUCCCUCCGUUCCUUCUCGCCUCAAACCCUAACCAUCCCUUCCUCGUCUUCUUCCGCUGCGGCCGCGUCAGUUUAGAUUGAAUUGAUACUUGCUUAUCGGUUAGUGCGAGAUUUGGGCAUAUGGAUGGAGACGGAAAGUUGAACAUGAUGACCGCCAUCUUAGAGCCCGAGUCGGACUCAAAGGGAGGUCUUUGUGUGCUUAAAUCCGAUAGGCCGCUAUAUAGACCACCUGAGGGGAAAUCAAUUCUAGGUUUGGAUGUUCUUGCGAGCAAAAAAAGAGCGGCGGAUGGCGAUGGUGGGUUUAAAGUUCCAGCUCAAAGAGCGCCUAUCAGUUGCAUAGAUGAAGAUGAGAAGCCUAGCUCUGUGGAAAAUGCGGGAAGCGGCUCAUCCCAUGGUGAACGUGGUUAUGCUUCACGCCGCCGCUACCGCGGUACUGGUGACGAGAAAUCGCAAUCACGUUCAGAAUCUACUACAACAUUUGAUGAUGAAGGAGGUUAUUCUUCCCGUACACGAGAAGCAAAUGAUACCCCGAGGAGAGAGUCUUACACGCCUAGAAGUUCUUCAAGCUUUCGAUCUCGUAGUCCAGAUAAGUUCGAGCAGAGAGAAAAACAAGGGCACCGUAGUGAUAGAGGAUCUUAUCAUAAAAAAGAUGAGCAUGAAAGAUCCACGUCUGUGGACUAUGCUAGUAAGCGAAGUCGACAUGAGCAUGCAUCGAGGAGAACAUCAGCCAGAUCUGAGUGGGACGAUGGUCGGUGGGAAUGGGAAGAUACGCCACGUCGAGAUUUUCGGGAUUCUCGCCCUAUGUCUGGAAGGCAUCGGCCUUCGCCUUCUCCUAUGCUAGUGGCGGCUUCGCCUGAUGCGCGGUUGGUAUCUCCUUGGCUGGGUGGUCAAACGCCACGCUCUGGAGCUUCUCCUUGGGACAAUGUUGCUCCUUCUCCUACUCCAAUACGUGCCGUUGGCUCCUCUAAAGGACGUUCUGAUUCACGUUCAGGUGGAAGAUCCCAUCAACUAACUUUUCGUUCCUCAACAGGUUCUAAGGAGAGUGAAACAGGUCAAAGCUCUGUAACUGCAGAUAAAUCUUAUGAGAUCACAGAGGAAAUGAAGCAGGAAAUGGACUAUAUUGCUGAUCUUCAAUGGUAUGACAGCGAGGAGCAUAGCACAAUGCGUGAUGGUGAUAAUUCACUGUAUCUUGCUGAUGAUGCUUCUUACCAAAGGAAAGAGGCAGAGUUAGCAAAGAAGCUGACUCGCAGAGAUGGUACUCUGAUGACGCUUGCCCAAAGUAAGAAGUUAUCACAGUUGACUGCUGAUAAUGCACAGUGGGAAGACCGACAGUUGUUGAGAUCUGGAGCUGUGCGAGGAACGGAGGUGCAGAUGGAAUUUGAGGAGGAGGAUGAGCGUAAAGUAAUUCUUCUUGUUCACGACACGAAGCCUCCUUUCCUGGAUGGAAGGGUUGUCUAUACAAAACAAGCAGAACCUGUUAUGCCGCUAAAAGACCCAACCUCUGAUAUGGCAAUAAUAUCACGGAAAGGUUCUGCUUUGGUUAGGGAAAUUCAUGAAAAGCAAAGUAUGAAUAAGUCACGUCAACGCUUUUGGGAGCUAGCUGGAUCAAAACUUGGUGAUAUUUUGGGGGUUGAGAAGUCAGCUGAACAGAUUGAUGCAGAUACAGCAGCUGUAGGUGAACAAGGUGAAAUUGAUUUCAAAGAGGAUGCAAAGUUUGCACAGCACUUGAAAGAAAAAGGUGAAGCAGUCAGUGAGUUUGCGAAAACAAAAUCCCUUUCACAGCAGAGACAAUAUCUCCCUAUAUAUUCUGUGCGAGAGGAAUUAUUGCAGGUGGUUCGUGAAAAUCAAGUUGUUGUUGUAGUUGGAGAAACUGGUUCUGGGAAGACAACCCAACUGACACAGUAUCUUCAUGAAGAUGGAUAUACGUCUACUGGCGUUGUUGGUUGUACCCAACCCAGACGUGUGGCAGCCAUGAGUGUUGCGAAAAGAGUCAGCGAGGAAAUGGAGACAGAGUUGGGAGAUAAAGUAGGAUAUGCUAUUCGAUUUGAGGAUGUUACUGGUCCAAAUACCAUAAUAAAGUAUAUGACAGAUGGAGUACUCCUACGUGAAACAUUGAAGGAUGCUGAUCUUGACAAAUACCGUGUAAUUAUCAUGGAUGAAGCACAUGAAAGAUCACUGAACACCGAUGUGUUGUUUGGCAUAUUAAAAAAGGUUGUUGCUCGUCGACGGGAUUUUAAGCUUAUUGUGACGUCUGCAACUUUAAAUGCACAGAAGUUCUCCAACUUUUUUGGAAGCGUGCCUGUAUUCCAUAUCCCUGGCAGGACAUUUCCGGUGAACAUUCUAUACAGCAAGACACCUUGUGAAGACUAUGUAGAAGCCGCGGUGAAACAAGCCAUGGCCAUCCAUAUCACUAGCCCUCCCGGCGACAUCCUCAUCUUCAUGACUGGACAAGAAGAGAUCGAAGCAACCUGCUAUGCACUAGCUGAGCGUAUGGAACAACUCACCUCCUCUACCAACAAGAAUGUCCCCAAACUCUCCAUCCUACCCAUCUACUCUCAGCUUCCUGCUGACCUCCAAGCCAAGAUCUUCCAGAAAGCCGAGGAUGGUGCUCGCAAAUGCAUUGUUGCCACCAACAUUGCUGAGACCUCCCUCACUGUUGACGGAAUCUUUUACGUCAUUGAUACUGGGUAUGGUAAAAUGAAGGUCUAUAACCCUAGGAUGGGUAUGGACGCGCUACAGGUCUUUCCUGUCAGCAGGGCUGCAGCCGACCAGAGGGCGGGGCGUGCGGGACGGACAGGGCCGGGGACAUGCUACCGGCUUUACACCGACUCUGCCUACCAAAAUGAGAUGCUCCCCAACCCAGUCCCUGAGAUCCAAAGAACCAAUCUUGGAAAUGUCGUCUUGUUACUAAAAUCCCUGAAGGUCGAGAAUUUACUGGAUUUCGACUUCAUGGACCCGCCUCCGCAAGAGAACAUCCUCAACUCCAUGUACCAGUUAUGGGUAUUGGGUGCUUUGAACAAUGUCGGUGCCCUAACAGCGAUCGGGUGGAAGAUGGUGGAGUUCCCGUUGGACCCAACCCUCGCCAAAAUGUUACUAAUGGGGGAGAUGCUGGACUGCAUCAAUGAGGUGCUGACAAUAGUCUCGAUGUUAUCAGUGCCGUCUGUUUUCUUCCGGCCGAAGGAUCGUGCAGAGGAGAGUGACGCUGCGAGGGAGAAGUUCUUUGUCCCAGAAUCUGACCACCUUACCCUUUUAAACGUCUACCAACAAUGGAAGGCAAACCAAUAUCGAGGAGAUUGGUGCAACGAUCACUUUUUGCACGUAAAGGGACUUCGGAAGGCAAGAGAAGUCCGUUCUCAACUUCUUGACAUUUUGAAGUCUUUAAAGAUUCCCUUAACUUCAUGUGGGAUGGAUUGGGAUGUGGUGAGGAAGGCGAUAUGUUCCGCGUAUUUCCACAAUGCUGCGAGGUUAAAAGGUGUUGGAGAGUAUGUGAAUUGCCGGAAUGGAAUGCCUUGUCACUUACAUCCGAGUAGUGCCCUGUACGGGCUAGGGUAUACACCGGAUUAUGUCGUCUAUCACGAGCUUGUACUAACCACUAAGGAGUACAUGCAAUGUGUGACUGCAGUCGAGCCACAGUGGCUCGCGGAGUGCCCGAUGUUCUUUUCCGUGAAAGACUCGGAUACAUCAUUGCUAGAGCACAAGAAGAAGCAGAAAGAAGAGAAGACGGCCAUGGAGCAAGAGAUGGAGAGUUUGAGGAAAGAGCAAGCGGAGGCCGAGAGGAUGAGUAGGGACAGGGAGCGGGAGAAGAGGGCAAGGCAGCAGCAGCAGGUUGCAAUGCCCGGCGUUAAGAAGGGAUCAUCCACAUACCUUCGACCCAAGAAGCUGGGAUUAUAGAUGUUUUGGAGUUAAGCUGUUUGUUUCUGUUGCAUCAGCGGAAGAUCUUAAUGAGUAUAUAUUUAUAUAUCAACAUCGAUGAAGUUGCUGAUGCCGUCAGCUUUUGUUGUAUUGAAUUGUGUAGUUUUACCGGCAUUUAGAUUGAUUUUUACGGUGUUACAGGAAGUAUUAGAUAGAUCCAUCAAUUGCAGAUCGAACUAAUUGUACUUUUGGAUAUUAUGAUCCAAGCAACUUAUAUUUAUGCCAGUCUCAUAUGAAAUCAGAACAAACUCGAGCAGCAAAAAAGAAAAAAAGAAAUUUUCUGUGUUUGAAAGCUGGAUUGGAGCUUCUCUUUAGGGACUAGGAGCUCAUUUUAGCUUUCCCGAAACUACAGAAAUUUCAGAACUGUAAAUAUAGUUUUGUUUACGGAAUGUCUUCUAUUCGACGUAGUGUUAGGUAUGAUUUCGCAUUUGUGUAUUAGGUGUAAUAGAUGCUGUAUAUCUAAUUUUAAUUAUCAAAUUCCUUUUUUGGCAGUUGCCAGU
Ananas comosus (pineapple) is the source of this 4496-nucleotide messenger RNA. RefSeq names its product pre-mRNA-splicing factor ATP-dependent RNA helicase DEAH7. NCBI's taxonomy places the organism in Eukaryota, Viridiplantae, Streptophyta, Magnoliopsida, Poales, Bromeliaceae. Gene Ontology annotation, biological process: mRNA splicing, via spliceosome. The record is from RefSeq and is a predicted model, not a curated record. Gene Ontology annotation, molecular function: RNA binding; ATP binding. Gene Ontology annotation, cellular component: spliceosomal complex; intracellular anatomical structure.